UGUUUGUGUUUUGUCGCUUUCAUUCUCAGGCAAAGGCAAAGCAAAACAUUCCCCCCUUUGCUCUUUUUCUCACCCUCUCUCUUCCUUGCCAGAAAGGUUCGUCUCUUUUUCUUGCUGUGUCUUUCACAAUGGCUGAUGAAGAUUCAAAGCCAAGCAUUUCUGUCACUGAGACGAAAGAAUUAGGGUCGCCGAAGGUUACGGCGGAGUCUGAUUCACCCGAUGUAGCAUCUGCCUCAGCUGUUGAAUCCGACUCGGCAGCGGUUAAUACUGAAAACACAGACCUGCCUCCUCCGCCGCCAUCGGAAUCACUUGCAGCAGAAGCUUCUACGGUGGUAGAGACAGAGCAGCCGCCGCCGCCGCCCACUGAAGACAUCGAUGUAAAAGCUAAAAGUUCAGACACUAAAGAGGAUUCCGUAGCCGCUCAGGAUGAGAGAUCGAAAAAGUUGCCUCAGAAUCUGGUCUCGUUCAAGGAAGAGAGCAAUUUAGUGGCUGAUCUCUCGGAUUCUCAGAGAAAUGCUUUCGAAGAGUUUAAGAAGCUGGUUCGAGAGGCACUAGACACUCAUCAGUUCACUUCUUCGGUACCACCCAAAACGACGCCGGUUCCCGCUGAAACCACCCCAGCAGCUAAGGAAGUUGCAAAAGCUGAAGGAGCCUCUUCGGAAUCAGAUGCCAGCACGGAGGUACAGCCACAGCAUGAAACCAAACUUGAAGAAAACCCAGUGAAGGGAGCAGAGGAAGUAGCGAAAACAUCCGAGGAACAGGUUUUUAUAUGGGGAGUUCCUCUGCUGAAGGAUGACAGGAGUGAUGUGAUUCUGCUCAAGUUUCUUAGAGCCCGAGAUUUCAAAGUGAAGGAUGCGUUUAUCAUGAUUAAGAACACAAUAAGCUGGAGGAAAGAGUUCAACAUCGACGCACUUGUCAAUGAAGAUCUAGGAGAUGAUCUGGAGAAAGUGGUGUUCAUGCACGGUUAUGAUAGGGAAGGGCAUCCCGUUUGCUAUAAUGUCUAUGGAGAAUUUCAGAACAAGGAGUUGUAUCAAAAGGCAUUCUCAGAUGAGGAGAAACGAGCCAAGUUCCUCCGAUGGCGGAUACAAUUCUUGGAGAGGAGUAUUAGGAAGCUUGAUUUUACUCCUGGUGGUGUCAAUACCAUUUUCCAAAUUAACGAUCUUAAAAAUUCUCCUGGGCCAGGCAAGCGGGAACUUCGAAUUGCCACCAAACAAGCUUUGCAAUUGCUUCAGGACAAUUAUCCUGAGUUCGUUGCCAAACAGGUUUUUAUCAAUGUGCCAUGGUGGUAUCUUGCAUUCUAUACGAUGAUCAGUCCAUUCUUGACCCAGAGGACCAAAAGUAAAUUUGUUUUUGCAGGCCCAUCAAAGUCCCCUGAAACUCUUUUCAAGUAUAUUUCUCCUGAACAAGUGCCAAUUCAAUAUGGUGGCCUAAGUGUAGAUUUAUGUGACUGCAACCCAGAAUUCAGCAUGUCUGAUCCGGUCACGGAGGUACCUAUAAAACCAACCACAAAGCAAACUGUGGAAAUCAUUAUUUAUGAGAAAUGCACUAUCGUGUGGGAGCUGCGAGUAGUGGGCUGGGAGGUCAGCUACAGUGCUGAGUUCAAACCUGAUGCAAAAGAUGGAUAUACAGUUAUCAUACAGAAGGCUACAAAGAUGUGCCCAACUGAUGAGCCAGUGGUUUCCAAUAGCUUUAAAGUUGGUGAACUGGGCAAGAUAUUGCUUACCAUUGACAAUUCCACAUUGAAAAAGAAGAGGCUUCUGUAUAGGUUCAAGAUUAAACCCCUCAGCGUUUGAGGAAAAUCAUCAGUAGACUGAAGCUAAUUGAGGAGUAAGAAAAUGCUUUUGUCAUCAUUCAUUCAAUCCAUAAUCCAUAGUUUUUCAAUAAUUUUGGUUGUCAUUUUGUUUGUGGAUUGGCUUACUGUUUUGAUUGUACUUAAUAUUUAUCAUCUAGGCAAACAUUUACUAGUCUAAAAUGCCCUUUUAUUUUGUGGUGAAGAGUAAUGCCAGGUGAGAGUGUGGCGCUUGGAUUUGGAUUUAGAGUUGGUUUGUGAGAUGCUAUGUGUUACCUGAAAUGUUUUUUUUACUUUGGUGUAGAAGUGUGGAUGUAAAGUUUUGUUCUUAUGUUGUCCUUAUCCAGUUUGAUCUUGGUCCAUUUUUUGCCUUUUACUUUGAUAUCUGUAUUCAAGCCUCUUGAACCUCAUAAAUAUGUAAUAUAAGAGGAGCAAAUGAGAAGUAUGGAUCAUAUGUUUUUUAA
Messenger RNA from Prosopis cineraria, 2253 nucleotides. RefSeq names its product patellin-3. NCBI's taxonomy places the organism in Eukaryota, Viridiplantae, Streptophyta, Magnoliopsida, Fabales, Fabaceae. The record is from RefSeq and is a predicted model, not a curated record. The transcript has 4 exons. The coding region runs from base 129 to 1793 and encodes 554 amino acids. Gene Ontology annotation, molecular function: lipid binding.